Elgaria multicarinata webbii is the source of this 3259-nucleotide messenger RNA. RefSeq names its product mitogen-activated protein kinase 14 (gene MAPK14). The transcript has 12 exons. Gene Ontology annotation, biological process: protein phosphorylation; p38MAPK cascade. Gene Ontology annotation, cellular component: cytoplasm; nucleus. Bases 216 to 1298 code for a protein of 360 amino acids. Gene Ontology annotation, molecular function: ATP binding; MAP kinase activity. The record is from RefSeq and is a predicted model, not a curated record. Lineage: Eukaryota; Metazoa; Chordata; Lepidosauria; Squamata; Anguidae.
UUCCUCUCCUUUCCGGUGAACGGGCAGCGGCACCAGGCGCUUGGGCCAGGCGCGGCCAGUUACUGACUGAGGUGGCCGCUGGGCGCGAACGACCUCUCCAUCCUCCGCCCUCUGGGCUGGAAACCCCCUUUCUUUGCAGGGGGGGAGGAGCCAACGGCUUUGCUCGAGGGUCUCCCCCUCCCGGCCGCGCUGGGUGGGGCGGGCUCGGGGUCGAGAUGACCCAGGAGCGGCCCACGUUCUAUCGGCAAGAGCUGAACAAGACCAUCUGGGAGGUACCCGAGCGUUACCAGAACCUCUCGCCGGUGGGCUCCGGAGCUUACGGCUCCGUCUGCUCUGCCGUUGAUGUUAAAACUGGGCUGCGAGUGGCUGUGAAGAAAUUGUCAAGACCAUUUCAGUCUAUCAUUCAUGCCAAAAGGACCUACCGUGAACUACGUCUGCUUAAACAUAUGAAACAUGAAAAUGUUAUUGGUCUUCUAGAUGUGUUCACACCUGCAAAGUCGCUAGAAGAAUUCAAUGAUGUAUAUCUUGUAACCCAUCUCAUGGGGGCAGAUCUCAACAACAUUGUGAAAUGUCAGAAGCUCACAGAUGACCAUGUACAGUUUCUUAUCUAUCAAAUUCUUCGGGGUUUGAAGUAUAUCCAUUCUGCUGACAUAAUACACAGAGAUUUAAAACCUAGUAACCUAGCUGUGAAUGAGGACUGUGAGCUGAAGAUUCUGGAUUUUGGGUUGGCGCGCCACACAGAUGAUGAGAUGACGGGGUAUGUAGCUACCAGGUGGUACAGAGCUCCUGAGAUCAUGCUGAACUGGAUGCAUUACAAUCAAACAGUUGAUAUUUGGUCAGUUGGAUGCAUUAUGGCUGAACUAUUGACUGGAAGAACACUGUUCCCUGGUACAGACCAUAUUGAUCAGUUGAAGCUCAUUUUGAGACUCGUUGGAACCCCAGGGGCUGAGCUUUUGACGAAAAUCUCUUCAGAGUCUGCAAGAAACUACAUACAGUCCUUGUCUUACAUGCCGAAGAUGAAUUUCGAAAAUGUAUUUAUUGGUGCCAAUCCACUGGCUGUAGACUUGCUGGAGAAGAUGCUGGUGCUGGAUACAGACAAACGAAUCACUGCUGCAGAAGCUUUGGCCCAUGCCUAUUUUGCUCAGUAUCAUGACCCAGACGAUGAGCCAGUGGCAGAUCCGUAUGAUCAGUCUUUUGAAAGCAGAGAACUUGAUAUCGAGGAAUGGAAAAGCCUGACCUAUGAUGAAGUAGUUAGCUUUGUGCCACCACCGCUUGACCCAGAGGAGAUGGACUCCUGAGAACGUUUCUCUUUGUCCCAUAUCACUGUGAGGGGAAGGCCUUUUCGUAGGAAUUCUCCACAUAUCAUUCAAGUGCCUCUUGCCGUGAAGAUUCUCCUUGGUGGAAGGGUUUUGUGUGUGUUUUUGUGUGUAUUGAAUGGGGGAGGGGGGAUUUGGAAGAAAGUAUUUAUACAGUAACUGUAUAAAUAAUGUUGCAUGUUCUCUUGUAUUUUUGUAUACAGCCUGGAACAUGUUUCUGAAGACCCGUUUGAUUGCUUUUUAGCCUUUACAGUUGGUAACCAGCUUUCACUGCUCUGGGUCAAGGCAGACAUUAUGCAGGGAAGCUGAGAUGUCAAAUUCUCAGUAGCAAUUCUUGCCAUUAAAUGGCUCUCCUACCAAGAAAAUACUUAAUGGAAGCUGAACUAUUACUUGAACUGUGCCCUCUGCUUUCUAGGAUGAGAGAAGAGAGAGUAAGGGAUGUCUUUCCAUUCCAUACCAUGCUGCUUUACACCCAAAGCCUCUUCCCAGUGUUCUGUACAGCAGGAAGUUUGGGCCCAUGAAUGGCUGGUUUAUUUGUUGGGAGGUGGGGGUUUUUUUGUCUGAAACACUAUAACAAAAUUUAAAGUGUGUGCCUUAAAUGACUGGGGAAAAUACGACUUUGGGUUUAGUGUUCUCAGCAGGGGACUUCUGAGCUUGCUGCUUUCCAGGUUGAGGGCUAGAGGGGUACCCAUGUGUGACUGCCUGCUAUGGACAUUAUAUUCCAAAAAUAGGGUGUAUCCCUCAUGAACUGAAUUUGGUCAUUUCUCUCUCAACCGUGAGAUGUUUCAGCAGUAACUCUCUCACACUGCCUGUUCAGUUUGUGAGUCUACUUAAGAUGGAGUGUGGGUUUUUGCAUGUUGUAAUUGUGUGCGCAUGUAGGCUUACUUGGAGGCGGCACUGGGGUGGUAAAUCAGCCAAUAAAUUACUGUAUUCAGCACCAUAGUCAGAGCCAUAAAGAAUUGCAACAUCCAUCUAUUUUUGUUCAACAUUGUUGACAUUCUGGGCACUUUGUACAUGAAAAGGGGCUGAUGAACAUGCACCUUUCUUUGAUCUUCCUUUUGUGGCUUAAAACAUGAAUUCGUGUAUCAGUUUGUGUGUGCCUAAACACAAGAUUCAGUUAUUGUAUUCAUAUAUUAUAGAAAUCAAGUAACAAUAAAAUUGCCCUCUUUAGGGAAGGAAUGGGGGGGCAUCAGUUCAAGUAUUUUGUGUUCAUCAGGUAUUCUGAGUAUUCGAGAUCCUAUUUUUAAAGUAUUUUCUGAAAUUUAUAUAAUGCAGGUAUCAUGCAUGGAUUGUAUGCCUGUCUCUGAAAGAGUGAAGCGUUCAGUAUUUUUGUUUUUCCGACGGAUCUGGGAUUUUUGUGUAUUUAUCCCUUUUGUACAGAGAAGCCGUAAAGAAAAAAAAAUGGCAUGUGGAUAAUGAAGCCAUCAGAUCCUUCCUUCAGGUCAGACCCUCUGUAGAGAAGCUUGGGCUUUGGGCCCAGAGAGCAGUGCUCUUUCGUGCUUCUUGUUCAGAGGCCUUCUUACGACCAAACACAUUCAACUCCCUCUACUGGACCUGCAGUCUGGGUCUGAGUCUUCAGAUGGAAAUGUAGAUAUAUUCUGUAAAACACACAGGAAGAUUAUUUUUAUCUGUCAUUUUAUGUGUAGAUGCUACCAUGUGACUUUCAUGCAGAAAUACUACAAGAAGAACUUUAAAACAUGUAGUUAUAUUUGUGAGUGGGAAUAUCUCAAAGCUGAGAUUCUAUGUGGGAGCCCCUGUGGAGUGCACUCCUUGUCGCUAAUGUGGUGCUGUUCUACUGCCUGAACUCUGGACAGAAAGUACACACUUUAAAGAGAGAUUCUGCAAUUUUGUUUAUAUCCAGGAACUUUGCUCUAACUGGUUAUGCCAUAUAGGAUAUCACACAAUGCCACUGGUUUUAAAAUAAACCUAUUUUUCAGACGUAA